CAUGGUGGCGUGUAGGCAGCAUGUGAGAAGCUUAGAAGCUACACUAGUUUACAGUGUUAAUGUUAUAAACAGACUCAGUUUGCUUUGAAUUAAGGAAAGGGUAUUUUUUGAAUAACUGCUGACACAGAUUUACAGAAGAUGUUGACGUCUGCUGCCUUAUCGUGUAUGCGGAACGGGAGGAAAGUCUCAGUUCCUGUAGCUAAGUUAUCCUUCUCAACGGUUAAGAAGUCACCCAGAACCCUAAAUCUGACAGGGGUACCAGAUCAUUCACGACACCUACCUCCCAGCCUCCUCACAUCAGCCUUCUCUCCGCGGCUUGGACUAACAUCCAGAUCUGUGUUCAUAUCAGCCGCUUGUCAUGGAGGUACUGACUCCCAGGUUGACCCUUUGGUCCAAGCCGAGAGCGAAUCACCGGACCAGGGGAACUUCGGCGCCCUAUCCGCUGACAUGUCGUCCAGAAGGUCUUUUAGGAAAAGCAGCCCUCAAAUCCGGGAUCUAAGACACGACGAGGACGGUGAGGAGGAGCCGGAGAGACCUCACAGGAGGCCCGUGAGGAGAAACACACCGUACUGGUACUUUUUACAGUGUAAGAAGCUGAUCAAGGAAAACAAGCUUCAGGAAGCUCUGGAUCUGUUCAGCGGAAACAUGCUGCAGGAGGAGAGGCUACAGCCGGAGGAGUUCAACUACUCAGUCCUGAUAGGAGGCUGUGGCCGAGCUGGACAGCUCAAGAGGGCCUUCAAACUCUACAAUGAUUUGAAGAAGCGAGGCCUUGAAGCUUCAGAUGCUACCUACACCGCCCUGUUCAAUGCUUGUGCCGAGUCGCCGUCCAAACAAGCCGGCCUCCAGCAGGCGCUGAAGUUGGAGCAAGAACUUCGGCGGAAAAACUACCCUCUCAGCACCAUCACAUACCAUGCUCUUCUGAAGACGCACGCCAUCACCAACCACCUCCAGGCUUGCAUUCACACAAUCAGGGAGAUGCUGCAGAAUGGCCAUGUGGUGACUCAGGAGACUUUUCACUACCUGCUGAUGGGCUGUUUGAAGGACAAAGAAACUGGAUUCAGACUUGCUUUACAGGUUUGGCGACAGAUGGUGAGGUCAGGGAUCCAGCCUGACACACAGAACUAUAACCUGCUCUUACGAACUGCAAGAGAUUGUGGGAUUGGCGAUCCUGCCCUUGCCUCUCGUGUGCUUCUGAGUCCUGGCAGGACCUAUGAGAGGGAGGGAGUGUCACAUGUAAAGACAGAGAGUCAACAAAAGUGUCUGAUAGACAUUGAUCUUCUUGAGAGGCAGCUGUUCAUCCAGCCUGAUCCACUCGGUGACGUUCAUCAUGGCGGCAGAUACGGCGAGGAAACAGAGGAGGAGGAAACUUACAGCGGGAAAGACUCAUCACACUUGGUACCAGUCAGACAAACUGUCUCCCUGUCUGUUGACUCAGCUGCUGAUUUUUCUUCAGCUCCAAAUCUGCUCAGUGUUUUUGAGGGUAAGACGGGUGGCGUGGUCUCCCUCAGCAUGGUGGAUGGGGCAUCAGAUCGUCUUGCCCUCAUUGGAGGAGCUGAAGGAUUCCUGGAGAAGAUGGAGGCUAACAGUUUCAGCCCAGACCUCAGAACUCUGACCCUGCUGGCUGACACGAUGCAGCCGGGCUACACGUCUCUGCAGGCGCUGCUGAAGGUUGCCAAACAGCACAAAGUGAAGCUCGAUGUUGCAUUUUUCAACUCUGUGAUUCGCAGAGCAGCCAGAGCCGGUGACCUAGAGGGAGCAAAGGCUGUGCUGAGUGUGAUGCGACAGCGUCAUGUAAGCGUAGAUGUGCAGACAUUUGGAAGCCUGGCGUUGGGCUGUGAGCGAGAGAAGGACGCUCUACAGCUGCUGAAAGACAUGGAGGAGGUGGGACUCAGGCCAAAUGUCCAGGUUUUCUCUGCUCUGAUUGGCCGAGCAACACGAAGACUGGAUUAUAGCUACCUUAAAACGAUCCUGAAAACUAUGAGCACUAUGAAGGUGUGGCCUAACGAGGUCAUCAUCAGACAGCUGGAGUUUGCCUCACAGUAUCCACCCAACUAUAACCAGUACAAGUCUAGAAACAACUACCUGAUCCAAAUCGACGGUUUCCGUGGUUACUACCAGCACUGGCUGAGAUAUAUGCCUGCUCAGAGCGCCGAGGAUGAGCAGGCGAAGCUGAAGACGGAGCCAGACGCUGCAGUGCUGAAAACAGAGACUACAGACGGACUGACAGAGAGCCAAAGAAACCCAAAAGCAGAAAGGAAAUUUAACACUCGUAAAAAGUACAAAACGAGCAGCUCCACUCUGCAGCAGCACUCAUGAAUGUAUUUAACUCUUUGCAUCCAGCUCUAUCAACUCAGAUGGACUUUGAAUUAAACACGUAGCUUGUGGGAGUGAAUUUGUUAAAAUAUGUAUGUUUUUGUAAUAUAUAUUGUAAUAAUGUGAAUAGAUCAGAACGUGAUACUCGAGACAUUAGAGUUUAUCUUGACAUCUUGUUGCAUUAUGUUAUUAAACAUAAUGUUUUAAAGAAGUGUUAAGUUGCUGAGUGAAUAGUGGCCUUCUUAAAUUGGCGGCUUGUUUUCACCUAACCUUUUUACCCAGAGACUUGAUGAAGAGAAAUAAUAUAACUAUACUAAUGAGACAAAUUUCCCUAAUCCCAAGUCUAGCAUAGCAGCUAGCCUUAAAGGAAGAAAAUGCUUUAAAUUUAAGUUGUUCUUAUAUCAUUUGCAACAUCAUCUCACAUACUGCAUAUGCCUCUUAUUUCUAUUCAUGAAUCUUUCACUUCCAGCGACUAGACCAAUUUACUUGGACCAAUCGGGACUUGAACCAGUGCUUCUGUUUUCAGCCCAAGUCCUCAAAAACUAAGCUACUGUCGCUCAAAUUACAACCAUUAAUCGAAAUGUACUAGUUAUAGGUUGGGACACUGUUUAAAAUGUAAAUAAAAAUAGAAUGCAAUGACUUUCAAAUCUCAUAAACCCAUAUUUUAUUCGCUAUAGGGCACAACAUUACAUAAUAUCAAAACAUUCAAUAAAUCUGGAAAAAUACCAAUGAAAAGGACAAGGCCGAAGGUCAAUAUGGGAUGCUUGUGAUGUUUGUGCCCUCAGAUGUCACUGCAUUAAAAACAGUCAUGGUUCUGUUCUGGAAAUCACUUCAUGGGCUCAGGAACAUUUCCAGAAAUCAAUGUCUGUCAACACAGUUUAUCGUGCCAUCCACAAAUCAUAGUUAAAGCUGUCUCAUGCAAAGAAGAAGCCAUAUGUGGAUUUGAUACAGUAAUGUUGCAGUCUUCUCUGGGCCUCAGUCCAUUUUAAAUGGACUGAGGCAAAAUGGAAAACUGUUCUGUGGUCAGAUGAAUCAAAAAUCUGACCUUCUCAUUGGAUGCCCUGUCCUGCUUGCUGAGUCAAGUGAGGCCUGCAGGUCUUUAGAUGUUGUUCUGGGCAAUUUUAUGACCUCCGGCCACUUCUGGGAGAUUCGUAACUCAUGCUUAAGUGUACUAACUUGGUUUAAGCGGUGGGACAAUGCUCUAAAACUCACCAGCAAGUCCACCUGUGAAUGGAGUAAGAAAAGAAAUGAAGGUUUUGGAGCUGCAAGGAACUUAAAUCUGAUUGAGAUGCUGUGGCAUGCCCUAAAACAGGCCCUGUAAGGACAAAAUCCCUCCAAUGUGGCCGAAUUAAAACAGUCCUGCAAAGAAGAGUGGAACAAAAUUCCUCCAUGGUGAUGUGAAAGACAUGAGGCCUGCAGCUGUUGUCCCAAAGGUGGCAAAACCAUCAGGUUAAGGGGGCAAUUAUUUGUUCUCAUAGGGCU
Cheilinus undulatus (humphead wrasse) is the source of this 3795-nucleotide messenger RNA. RefSeq names its product pentatricopeptide repeat domain 1 (gene ptcd1). The transcript is spliced from 8 exons. Lineage: Eukaryota; Metazoa; Chordata; Actinopteri; Labriformes; Labridae. Gene Ontology annotation, biological process: tRNA 3'-end processing. Bases 139 to 2316 code for a protein of 725 amino acids. Gene Ontology annotation, cellular component: mitochondrial matrix. The record is from RefSeq and is a predicted model, not a curated record. Gene Ontology annotation, molecular function: protein binding; tRNA binding.